AUGUCUGGGAAGAAGCUCGUUGAAAUAGAGAGAACAGGCAAGAAAAUACAGGAGAGCGGGAAGAUAGUAUUGAGUCUGAUCAAGAAGCUGGGGUACACAAAAACAGGAGGAGAAAUAAAAAUAAUCGCAAAGACGUCAAUUCUUACAUUUCACGAUAGAAGCAAACUAGAGAAAGAGCUGAAAAAGGAAGUGAAAAAACUCAACAUACUGAGAGAGAUGCUGAAAAGCGGAGCCAAGGAAGAUAAAAUAAAAGAAGAGAUAGAGGUGUAUAAAAAAGGCGUUGAUGUGAUGAUAGAGGUAGAGGCAGUGGUGAGCAAGUAUCUGCAGGAGAAGGCAGAGGCGUUUUACAACCUCCCGGAGACUGAAAAGAUAGCAAAUGUGCUGAAGAACCUGGAGUUGGAAAUAAAAACAAAAAAAACAACACAGAUAACGGUGGAGUACAUGAAGUCUCUUCUGGCGCAGGCAGUGGAGAAAGGAGAGCCCCUGGACAGCCAUCUAAACUCGUACUACGAUGGAAAAACAUCGAUCCUUGACUUUGUAAACAAUUUGAUCAGCAAACCCGUGCUCAUCUCCACCCUGGAGGAAGCAUGGAAGGGAGAAACCGCAGGAGAGGCGCGGCGGAAAAAAAAAGAGAUAGAAGAGAAAAAAGAGGUCUUUGUGAUUCCAGAAGCCCAGGCCUCGCCGCAGAAAGAAAAGAAAAAAGAAAAAAGCGAAGCCAGAACCCUCUUUCACUCUUUAUCAAAACGAAUUGAAGAAAUAAAAACUCCAAUGAGUCUGCAACUUGUAAAUAGUAUGCGUAACUAUCUGAACUACAACGGAGUAUGCACAAUACAAAAUACAAAAGAAGAGUGUGCGGACAUUCCAGCACAUUUUCCGAGCAAAGCAAGCAUCUUAUUAAGCAGUCCUGAGUUCUACCAAAAGCUGGACAUGGACACUCUUUUCUUUAUCUUCUACUUCCAUCAGAACACGCCGUGCCAGUACUACGCUGCAAAGGAGCUAAAGAACUACUCCUGGAGGUUUCACACGAAGUACAUGGCGUGGUUCCAGAGGCUAGAGGAGCCAAACAUCAUCACGGAAGAGUACGAGCAGGGAACAUACAUUUUCUUUGACUAUGAGGUGUCGUGGAGCAGCAGAAAAAAAGAGAAUUUUAGAUUUGACUACAAAUACCUGGAAGAUAUCAGCUUAUAA
Molecule: messenger RNA, 1188 nt
Organism: Nematocida minor
Lineage: Eukaryota; Fungi; Microsporidia
Product: CCR4-NOT transcription complex subunit 3
Exons: 1
Coding region: 1-1188 (395 amino acids)
Biological process (GO): nuclear-transcribed mRNA poly(A) tail shortening; regulation of DNA-templated transcription
Cellular component (GO): P-body; CCR4-NOT core complex
Source: RefSeq, a predicted model, not a curated record